AUGAAUGUGAAAAAAGUUCCAAACGUUCCUGGAUCACCUGCACUCUCUGCCUUGCUUAAGCUCGGUGUUAUUGGUGGACUUGGACUCUAUUGCAUUGGUAGUAGCAUGUACAAUGUCGAUGGAGGACACCGUGCCAUCGUGUUUAACCGGUUUACCGGUAUCAAAGAUAGGGUUUAUCCAGAGGGUACUCAUUUUAAGAUACCAUUGUUUGAAAGAGCAAUUAUCUAUGAUGUUCGUUCUCGACCUUACGUUGAGAAUAGCCAAACUGGAAGUAAUGAUCUUCAAACGGUGACUAUUGGGCUUAGGGUACUUACACGUCCUAUGGGAGACCGCUUACCCGAGAUUUACAGAACACUCGGUCAGAAUUAUGGAGAGCGAGUUCUUCCUUCCAUUAUCAAUGAAACACUGAAAGCAGUAGUGGCUCAGUACAAUGCAAGCCACCUCAUUACACAGAGAGAAGCUGUGAGUAGGGAGAUACGCAAGAUUGUGACAGAGCGAGCAGCUAAAUUUAACAUUGCUUUAGAUGAUGUAUCUAUCACAAACCUCAAAUUUGGCAAAGAGUUUACUGAAGCAAUCGAGAAGAAACAAGUUGCGGCUCAGGAAGCAGAACGGGCUAAGUUCAUUGUCGAAAAGGCCGAGCAAGACAAGAAAAGUGCUAUUAUCCGCGCUCAGGGAGAAGCUAAGAGUGCUCAACUCAUAGGGCAAGCUAUUGCGAACAAUGAAGCUUUCAUUACUCUGAGGAAGAUUGAAGCUGCAAGAGAGAUUGCUCAGACCAUAGCUAAAUCGGCGAACAAGGUUUACCUAAACUCCAGUGAUCUCUUAAUCUCCAAGCAAUGAACUUGGAGCCCAGCCCUAACAACUAGAGAAACAAAAG
Arabidopsis thaliana (thale cress) is the source of this 874-nucleotide messenger RNA. RefSeq names its product prohibitin 7 (gene PHB7). Lineage: Eukaryota; Viridiplantae; Streptophyta; Magnoliopsida; Brassicales; Brassicaceae. Gene Ontology annotation, cellular component: membrane; mitochondrial inner membrane. The record is from RefSeq and is marked reviewed. The coding region runs from base 1 to 837 and encodes 278 amino acids. The transcript has 5 exons.